GGUACGCCCCACUCCUUGCCGUUAGCCGUUGUUGUAUCCUAUGCUACUGAACAGAUAUGUUGCGGUACUAGCUACACACUAUAGCAUUAAAGCCACGAAAAGAUGCGCCUUUACGGGAUUAAAACAAUAAAACAAACAACGAGAAGUCUGGAAAAACUUUGCCCAACUGUGCCCAAACUUUGAUAGGCUACAACACAAAUCACUUCCCUCCAGUUUCGAGUGUGUUAGCACUGUUUUAUCUCACCAUUAUUGCCAUUGGACGCGGUUUUUUUUUCUUCUGGAGCAGUCCAAUCUAAUGAAUUCACCGAAAAAAGACGGAGAUGAUGAUGUGCCCGUUAAAGACCCGGUAAAAUACGGCGAAUUGGUCAUUUUGGGGUACAAUGGCUCUCUUCCAAGCGGAGACCGUGGGCGUAGAAAGAGCCGCUUUGCCCUGUAUCGAAGGGCCAAGGCCAACGGUGUCAAACCCAGUGCUGUGCACAUCCUCAACACGCCACAGGACAGCAAGGCUGUCCACAGCAGGGGGCAGCACAGCAUCUCUUUCACUCUGUCCCGUAACCAGACGGUGGUGGUGGAGUACUGCCAUGACAACAACACAGACAUGUUCCAGAUUGGACGCUCCACAGAAAGUCCCAUUGACUUUGUGGUGACGGACACCUCCGGAGGGGGGAAGGAGGGGGAGGACCCCUCCAUUGCUCCCAGCACCAUCUCCCGUUUUGCCUGCAGAGUGGUGUGUGAACGCAACCCACCGUACACUGCACGUAUCUACGCCGCCGGCUUUGACUCUUCCAAAAAUAUCUUCUUAGGGGAGAAAGCAACAAAAUGGAAAAACCCUGAUGGGCACAUGGACGGCCUGACCACCAACGGGGUGCUGGUGAUGCACCCGGAGGGGUUCCCAGAGGACCCCAAGCAGGGUCUGUGGAGGGAGAUCUCCGUCUGUGGGGACGUUUACGCCCUGCGGGAGACACGCUCUGGACCCAGCCGGGGCAAACUGGCCGAGGGGGAGAGCAGCGCACUACGCGACGGGUCCCUGGUUGACCUGUGCGGCGCCACCCUGCUGUGGCGUACAGGCGAGGGGCUCAUGCGGGCUCCCACCCUGCGUCACCUGGAAGCACUUCGCCAGGAGCUCAAUGCGUCCCGGCCCCAGUGUCCCGUAGGCCUCAGCACGCUGGCCUUCCCCAGCCUGCCGCGCAGCCACAGCCUUGAAGAGCGUCAGCCUUGGGUCUACCUCGCUUGCGGCCAUGUCCAUGGACGCCACGACUGGGGCCAGAGAUCUGAGAGAGUGGAGGUGCCGGGAGAGGGCGAGGGCUCCACAACCCGCCGAGAAUGUCCCCUGUGCAGGAGCGUGGGUCCCUAUGUGCCCCUGUGGCUGGGCUGCGAGCCGGCUGUGUACGUGGACGCUGGAGCCCCCACUCACGCUUUUGUGCCGUGCGGCCACGUCUGCUCAGAGAGCACAGCCAGGUACUGGGCUGAGACCCCGCUUCCUCACGGGACGCACGCCUUCAGACCCGUGUGCCCCUUCUGCUCCUCUGCCCUCAGCACCCCCGGCUGGACGCGGCUCAUCUUCCAGGGCCCCAUCGACUAGUCGCCACUCCUCAGCAACCACUAUCACAGUAACAGAAAGACGCCUGGGCUUCAUUCAGGUUGUCGACGUUGGUCAGCGCUCAGUAAGGAUAGGUAAUUGAUGAGGAGUGCAUGUGACUCAGGCCACACACACACUGUGUGUAACCAACACCGGCCAACGUUGUUACUGAAUGGAGCUCACAGCUGAAUCCCUCCUGUUCUUUAUCCUUCAAUUCUUGUUCAUUGGUAUAAGAUCUGGUGAAAAAGUGCAAAAUAACAUAACAGCAUAAUCAAUACUGUCAUGUCUCUAAACUCUAACCCUCUGUCAGGCACGCUGUUUUUCAUUCCAACCAACCAAACACUACACUUUCACUGAUUACCUAACCUUCAAGUAAAAUUGAAUAUAGACAGUAGGGCUGUCUCCUCUUAGUCGAUUAGUUGACUAAUCUGUGGUUUUGGUAUUGGUCGACUAAGAUUUCUUUAGUUGAUAAGUCAUUUUUUGUGCUUAUUCAUGCUUAUUUAAGCAUUUCCAAGAAUCUAUGAGCACAUUUCUGGUGAACACCAGAUUUAAAGUGGUGCUUUUGCAGGAUUGAUUGUGUAGAAACUCAGUUUUACAGAUGGUUAAUCAACUAUAUUUAUAUUAUGCUUUUCUAGUCUUAACCACCUCUCAAAGCGCACAGCUGUUGAUUAUAUCAACUAAUCGAUUAGUCGAAAA
Etheostoma spectabile (orangethroat darter) is the source of this 2275-nucleotide messenger RNA. RefSeq names its product E3 ubiquitin-protein ligase pellino homolog 2. Gene Ontology annotation, molecular function: protein binding; ubiquitin protein ligase activity. The coding region runs from base 296 to 1582 and encodes 428 amino acids. The transcript has 7 exons. NCBI's taxonomy places the organism in Eukaryota, Metazoa, Chordata, Actinopteri, Perciformes, Percidae. Gene Ontology annotation, biological process: protein polyubiquitination; regulation of Toll signaling pathway. The record is from RefSeq and is a predicted model, not a curated record.